AUGUGCCAAGGCUACAUCGAAACCCAUCCAUGCUCCCACGACCAGUACCGCAUCACAUGGUGCGAAUUCGAAAAAGCUCGCAUCCGGGUGAUCGUCUGGUACAUGAUGCGUCUUCACGCGCGUACCUUGCCAUCCAUGUCUGGCCCGGUCCACGUCCACAACAUGUACUACUCGCUGCUCGAUGCCGACGCUAAUCCCCUGAUCGGAUACGUGGCCCGAUAUAAUUUCGCGAGAAGCCCAGAGCUCGUCUGUCGGAUCCUGACCCCGUUCAACAUCCGGACGGAAACUUCGCAGGUUGUCUGCGACGCGUGUGCUCGUAUGCAUCGCGUGCGGGGCUUGAGGGCCUCUGGACGUGGACAUUUGGUUGAGAACGAUGAGGAAGUGCGGCGUCUGGACGAGGAGGUGUUCUGGGAAGGGGAUACCUCUGUGCAAGGCGGGAGGCCGGUGUGGCCUUUGGAGCCGGAGUUCCCUACUUGGAGGGAUGUAGUUGAGGGCCGGACGCUCUUUGCUUUUAGAGGUCUUCACUUUCCUGGUAGAGGUAAUUAG
Messenger RNA from Sordaria macrospora k-hell, 546 nucleotides. RefSeq lists its product as uncharacterized. Lineage: Eukaryota; Fungi; Ascomycota; Sordariomycetes; Sordariales; Sordariaceae. The record is from RefSeq and is a predicted model, not a curated record.